AUGGCCUCCAGCAUGCCCUUGGCAACUCCUCUCUUCCCCAACCUCCCACCUGAGCUCCGCAACGAAAUCUACUCCUACCUUUCCAUUCCCCCUUCCGACUCAACAUCUUUAAACUCACACCUCCCUCUGGGAUUGAAAACAUUCACCUGCAAACAUACGACCAUCAACCUCAUCCCCACACACCAUGGCUCAACCUCCCUGCUCUCGCUCCCACGGGCCACUUUCCCCGAAAGUCUAGAAUACUCAUCGCACCUCCUCAGCAAUGCGAUUACCCUUCAAAUUGGAGUACAUUUCCACGGACGCGUCAACAACUUCGUGCAAGUAGAUUGGAACAAGAAAAUCUCAACACAUCUGAACAAACUGGCCAAAUCUUUCCCAUGGCUGAAAAAGGUGGCGAGAUACGAUAUCCAAAUACUAUGGGAACCAGUUGACGGAGCGCUCAAAAGUAAGAAAGGAAAGAGGGUCGCAGGUCAGAUACCACUUGAUAUGGUGGUAUGUCUGACACAACUCAUGGAUGCGGAGGUGAAGAGGAAACGGGGGUCUGUGAGCGUGGGUCUAUGCUUGGAACAUUCGUUCGCAAUCCAAAAUGCGCUUGCUGAGCACAAGUUUGGAUUGAACACGUUUCUCUUCAACAACGGCAGCGGGGAUCCUGAAUUUAAGAAAUUCAUGAGGGAAGUAAAGAUGACGGCACAUGAGUAUCACCUGCCAACGCAUCCUCACCCAAGGUUUCUUGCUGUUCCUUCCAUUGGGGACUCGAAGGAGAAGGCAUUAAUCAGGGUGCAAAAUGGCGUGGUCAGUUGGAGUGAGUGGACCAAGGGGCUGCUGGUUAUGAGCAGGACGCUGGAUGCGGAGGCGCCCAGAGGGAGUGUGCUUACGCAAGGGAAGGGCGAGGCGGAAUUCCCAAUGUGCCAUCUCAUGGCGGAGUGUGUGAUGAGGUAG
This is a messenger RNA of Alternaria arborescens, 939 nucleotides long. RefSeq lists its product as hypothetical. The transcript has a single exon. The record is from RefSeq and is a predicted model, not a curated record. The coding region runs from base 1 to 939 and encodes 312 amino acids. Lineage: Eukaryota; Fungi; Ascomycota; Dothideomycetes; Pleosporales; Pleosporaceae.